Molecule: messenger RNA, 2772 nt
Organism: Verticillium nonalfalfae
Lineage: Eukaryota; Fungi; Ascomycota; Sordariomycetes; Glomerellales; Plectosphaerellaceae
Exons: 5
Coding region: 1-2772 (923 amino acids)
Biological process (GO): mRNA splicing, via spliceosome
Cellular component (GO): U2 snRNP; U2-type spliceosomal complex
Molecular function (GO): RNA binding
Source: RefSeq, a predicted model, not a curated record
AUGUCGAUCCUGCCACUCAUCACCUUCAAGGCCGGCAUGUGCGAUGUCGAGUCCGAAGGAAACCCCAGAAAGGUGAAGCCGCAGCCCAGGCCCGGCUAUAUCUACCUCUACUCCGACGAUGACCUCAUCCACUUCUGCUGGCGCGAACGCGAUCAACCCAUGGACGACCCCGAGCUCGACCUCGUCAUGGUGCCCACGGACGGCCAGUUUAUUCCACACCACAGCGGCGACAAGGCAUCCUCCAAGACGAACGGCCGCAUCUUUGUCCUCAAGUUUGCCUCCUCGUCCGCCCGACACUUCUUCUGGAUGCAGUCGAAGCCCCAGUCCCCCAGCGGCGAUCCCAGCUGGUUCAGCCCCCGGGAUCGCAAGAUUGGAGACAUAGUCCACGAGCUGCUGCAGGGUGAGGACGUUGACGUGCAGCGCGAGCUCGCACCAGUGUCGGGCGGAAACCAGGGCGAUGACGAUGAUGAUGACGAUGACGAGAUGGAGGAUGCCGACAACGACAGGUCCGGCCGCGCCGCCUACAGGGGCGCCGGCGGUGGCGCCGGCGCCGACGCCACGGGAGGAGACGUCCGAGAAGAGGGCGAAGAUGCCCGAGAGGGCGGCAGCGACGGAGCACGAGCAGCUGGUUCGGGUGCGAGCGGGGCGCCCACAGAUGCCGAUGCUGCCGUCAGGAACUUCCUGCAGUCAUUGCAAGGGAACGCCGGACUCGGCGGUGCGCAGGGUGGCCAGCAGCAGCAGCAGCGCGCAGGCGGCGCCGACAAGACAUUCCCGUAUCUCAACCACCUUCUGCCCAACGAGAUCACGAUUCCCAUGCUGCGCACCGCGUCGGAAGAGUACAUCGACAGCCUGCUGAGCUUCCUGCCGCCGGCCAUCCUGGUGCUCGCCACUGGUUCUGGCGACCUGGGGGAUUCGGAGCCGACGGCAGACGCUGCGGCCGCGGCCAUGGCGUCCCUCAGCGUCGCGGAGAAGAAGACUGUGCUGGAGAGGGUGUUCAGGAGUCCUCAGUUCCACCAGGGGCUGGGCAGCCUGACGAUGGCCAUUCGCGACGGCGGCCUGCCCACGAUCGCCGAGGCUCUCACGAUCAAGGUCGCCAAUGGGGGGUACCUUCAGGGCGGCGGGAUGCCCCUCGGUGGUGGCGAGGCUGUUGAGGCUUUCGUCGAAGGCGUCAAGAAGACUGUGCAGGAAAAGAAGGAACAGCGGCCCCCACUCUUCAACGUCACUCUGGUCCCUGAGCUCCUGCAGCUUCAGGCAUCUCAAUCCCAGGCUUCUGAACUUUCCCAUCUCCCAGCUUCCAUCUUCCAUCUUUCACCCCUCAGCCUAGCCACAGCCGCGAUCAUGGCCGACGCAACAAUGCAUCCGCCGUUGCCCACGUCGGAGGACGCAUUCGCCCAGGACGAUCGCAUCUCCUUCUCUCGUCUCGAUAACAAGUACAUCGCCGUCAACGACGAGGACGGCACCGAGCUCGAGUUCGACAAGGCCACCCGAAAAUGGGUCCUUCCCCCAGACCACGACGACGACAACGAACGAGACCUGCAACAACAGGACGCCCAUCUAGCCGACCUCGCCCAGAGCGGGAGCACCACCACGGCCCAGGACGUCAGCGCGUCACGGAAACGCAAAGAUGCGCCGCUGAACGGCAACGAGGUAUGCGCCGCCGUGCACGAAUCCGGACCGCGAGGCCAGCCCUUCGCCCAGGCCGGACCCUCUUUCUCCUUUGUCUCCUCCUCCUCCUCCUCCUCCUCUUCUUCUCAUGCCUACGAAAGCAGCGCCGCAGCCACCGUGACCCCCUCGGACAGACGCACUAACCAGGACCCGUUCCCCCGCCAGGACCCCGACGAGAGCGCCCACAACAGCGGCAGCCAGACGCCGGCAGAGGCGGCGCCCGCCAAGCGGCCCCGGCCCGCGAAGAAGCAAAAGGCGCCGCCGGCGCCGCGGCAGAACACGGCCGUCUACGUCACGGGCCUGCCGCGCGACGCGACGGCCGACGAGGUGCACGAGCUCUUCUCGCGCAAGGCCGGCGUCGUCGCCGAGGAGAUUGACAGCGGCCGGCCGCGCAUCAAGAUGUACACGGACGAGCACGGCGGCUUCAAGGGCGACGCGCUCGUCGUCUUCUUCAAGCCCCAGUCGGUCGAGAUGGCCAUCAUGCUGCUCGACGACACGGACCUGCGCGUCGAGCCGUCGGGCCAAGGCUCGGGCCGCAUGCGCGUGCAGGCCGCCGACGCGAGCUACAAGAAGACGACGUACGACGAAAACGGCGCCGCCGACGCCAAGGGCAAGGCCCCCGAGGGCGCGCCGCCGCUGCCCCCGAAGAAGCAGCAGCAGCAGCAGAGCCGCGCGGACCGCGACAGGGACAGGCAGAAGAUCAUCAAGAAGACGCAGAAGCUGGACGCCAAGCUCGCCGACUGGAGCGACGACGACACGGCGGCGCUGCCGACGGCGUCGGCGUCCAAGUGGGACCGGCUCGUGGUGCUGCGGCACAUGUUCACGCUGGCGGAGCUCGAGGAGGACCCGGCGGCGCUGCUGGAGAUCAAGGAGGACGUGCGCGAGGAGUGCGCCAAGCUCGGCGCCGUCACGAACGUCGUCCUCUUUGACGAGGAGCCCGACGGUGUCGUCUCGGUCAAGUUUCGCGAGCCGCAGGCGGCGCAGGCUUGCAUUGCCAUGAUGGACGGGCGGAGCUUUGACGGGCGCGUUGUCGAGGCGUCGCUGGCGACAGGGCGGGAGAAGUUUCGGCGAUCCAAAGGCGGACAGGCCGACGAGGAGGACGAGUAG